UGCUGCUGCUGUCUGUCUGCAACUCUCUGCUCACAUCUUUAAUGCUGGAAGAAACAAAUCUCUCCCAGGCUGUGCGAGACAGACAGACAGACGGACGAGAGACACCCCCGCAUAGUUUCCGUCAGCCGGGUGACGUCUCCGCCUCUCAGCCUGUGUGCAGUGUGACGUUACGGGGCUGUAGUGGAACCUCUAGCUGCAUCUUGUUGACGGUCCGCCACCGCCAGGCUUUUCCAGUACCGAGAGGACCACGGGCGAGAGAGGACGACCGACACACAGCGUUCAGGAAGCGGAUCAGAACAUAGAGAACUUCCGUCACCAUCAUGCAUGUGUCUAACUACCAGAAGAUUUGCGUCAUUUGAAAAGACUUAAGGAGAAAAAAAAGACUCAUAGGAAUACAAGAACUCAGUCAGCAGACAGAAACGACAAUAACCCACUGCUUAGACAUGGCCAGCACCCAGACCAGUUUGAAAACCCCUUUCAAAGACUUGACCUCAUUCAAGGGCAGCAUGAAACGGCUGUUCAGAGAGCGUCUGGAAGACGCGCCCAUCAAGAAGCGAGUGAUGGCGGAGAUCAACCUGAAGCGUUGCAGCUUGGAUUCCUUCCCCAAAACUCCCAAGGUGAAGAGGGAGCAGAUGGAGGAUCUGUGCCACGACUCUGACAUGGAUGUGGAGGGCCGGGCUGAACUGCAUGUGGUGGGCUCUGCUAAAGCUCUGGACCUGAGCCCUGGGCUCAAACACACACUGGCACAGUUCACCCUCAGCAGCCAGAGCUCCCUCGGGGGCCCAGCUGCCUUCUCAGCCCGCACCGGCCACGAGCAUUCCCCAGCUGGCAUGCCCCCCUUGCCCUCCCCUCCUGUUCUGGGAGGGGGCCCGCUGCUGGUUCCCUGUGACAGCUCCACCGAACUCACCCACUCGCUGCUGGAAGGAGAGUCUAUCUCCUGCUUCGUUGUUGGGGGAGAGAAGCGGCUUUGCCUGCCCCAGGUGCUCAACUCUGUGCUCCGCGACUUCUCGCUGCAGCAGAUCAACACUGUGUGCGACGAGCUCUACGUCUACUGCUCACGUUGCGACGCUGAGCAGCUGCAUAUCCUUAAGGUGCUGGGCAUUCUGCCGUUCAACGCACCUUCUUGUGGCCUCAUUACAUUGACGGAUGCACAACGGUUGUGCAACGCACUGCUGCGUCCUGGGGCGGCCUUGCCUGCCGAUCCCAGUGGUAAGCUGUCGACCCAGGGCCUGCUGAAAGAGAGCGAAGCCAGCUUCCAGGUGGAGCACCAGUGUCUGGGGAAGUGCCAGGGUCUCUUUGUGCCCCAGUUCUACACCCAGCCGGAGGCGCCCUGCAUCCAGUGCGUUGAGUGCCAGUUGCUCUUUUCACCACAGAAGUUUGUCAUGCAUUCUCACAAGUCACCUGAUAAGAGGACCUGCCACUGGGGCUUUGACUCAGCCAAGUGGCCCUGCUACCUGCAGCUUUCCAGGAAGUACCAAGGCACGCCCGAUGAGCCAAAACUCAAGCAGCUCCUGGACGAGGUCAAAGAGAAGUUCCACUACAAGCUCAAAAGGUCGCUAGACAAAAAGGCAGUGGAGGACGAGGAGAGCCAGGUGAGGAAAUCCUCGGCAGAUCUCUGCCUCCCCAGCAGCAAGUUGGCCGACGCCGACCCUGCGAGAAAGGGGAAAACAUCUCCACCUACUGUGGUGUUCAACCGUCUUUUCUCGGACAUCAAGGAGGAGCCAGGACACCCCACACUGGUCCAUCCCAGUUACUACCUGUACACAUACGAUAAGAUGGUGGCUCCCAACGUGUCUCUGCAGAGGGAGGCAGAGAUGAGCCCUGAGAUGUUCGGAGCGCUGCUUAAACACCACUACAGCCGCAGAGUGCUGGGCCACGACGAGCCACCCAUGGAUCUUCAUGCGUCGCCUCCCGUCACUGCUGGUGCCGAGGAGGCCAAAUCCCAACGUGCCACUGCUGCCUCGGCCACCGAGCGGGAAUGCCAAACCCAGGCAGUUUCCAUGGAGACAAGCAGCCCGAGCUGCAAGAAAGCCACCCACAACCCCACCCACACUCCUCCUCCUCCUCCUGCGUCGUUGUUGUCGCCGGGAACGGAAGUAGUGGCUAAGGACAUGGGCUCGGUCACAAGCAGCGCUGCAGUGGUGGUGGGGGGGCAGGAGGACGACAAGGACAGGAUUGUUGUGGAGAUCAUGCAGAUGUACAGCAAGCAGCAGGAGAAGCUCAACUCCACCUUGCACAAGCAGCUGCAGCUGGAAAUGGAGCUGGAGGCGAUGCGCGGGGGCGAGGCGGCGAGGCUACGGGAGCUGAGCGCAGAGCAGCGGGAGCUGCGCUGCGAGCUGGAGGCGGUGCACAGCGAGCAGGCGCGGCAGCUCAGCCAGGCCCGCCAGGAACAGCUGGAGCUGGAGACCCGGCUGGAGCAGCUCCGACAGCAGGCCUGCGCCUGCGAGCCAGGGGCACAACGCCAGCAAGAGGCCCACUACACUGCACAGUUGUCAGAGCUGCGUCAGAGGCUGGAGCAGGCGGAGGCGGACCGGGAGGAGUUGCAGGAGGAGCUGCGCAGGGAGCGGGAGGCACGGGAAAAGCUUGAGCGCACAAUCACCCAGCUCAAGCAGCAGAUGGCCCAGUCUGGCACGGUGGGAGGUAGCCCCUCUCCUCCUCUUACCCCUUCCACUGUACCCCCUAACGCCCACUCCCCACCCUCCUCCUCCUCUUCCUCCUUCUCAGAGGCCCCAGUGACUGGCCAAAAGUAACUGCCACCCCUCUAGGCACCUCCCUCCCUCAUUCCUCUCCCCAAUCACCCACCAACUCUACAGACAAACAAAUCAGCCUGAAGCAGAAAGGAGCUUCACAUCUCCUCAGCCUGUUUUUAAGUCGUGCAUCUCACCCUCCCCUCUUAUUUCAGUGUAGGACGGACUUUUCUUUUUGUAAUUUAACAUCACUUAAAAGAAAAGUUUUAUGUUGUGUUUUUAUUAUUCUUUAUUUUGCUCCCCUCUCCUUUCUUUAAACAGUAUUUAAAGAUUUUUUUGGCAUGUAUGUUUUGAUUUAAUUUAUAAUUUUUAUUGAACAAACAGCUGCUUCACAGACAGGAGUUUGGUCAAGUAGAGACCAACUCAACCCAUCACUGUUUUGUUUUUUUCUCCCCCACAAUUGUCACCCUCCUCUCCCAUCCCUUCUUGCUCUCUCUGGAUUGUGAAGCUAAUGACUUGGAGAUUUCAGACUUCAGCUCCGACACACAGACUCCUCUCAGCCUCACGGACAUCUCUCCAUGCUACUACCUGGCACGACAGCCAGUGCCCACGGACACAUAAUGGCGCCUGGUUUGCGUGCCCCUUCUCUGUCUCUCUGUAUGUACAGCCCAAAUGCUCAAGUACCAGCGACUGCAGGAAACUGCAUGGACAUUUCAAUAUAGUUGAAAUGUCCUAUUGCUCCUUAUAAAACACAGAAAGAAAAGUCUAACAACAUGUUAAAACAUCAAAUCUAUAUGGAGGAGAAAGACCUUUACUGUACAAAAAAAAAACAGAUGUCGCAAAACCUCAUGAAAAUAUGCCAAUAGUGACGCUGAACUUGAAAUGAGUGUUUUGAGUGUGACCCCCACAAGGUAGCUAGCUAGCAAAUCGUCUGGCCUGGACCCCAGCUGUUCCUAACACAGACUAGUUGUCCUCCUCACUCUGCUGGGCAGCACCUGUUGUAGACCAAACAGUCUGUCGGUUGAUCCACCAGCUGCCCAGUGUCUCCUCUAACCUGCUACCCCCCCAGGAGGCCUUGAACCUUCCACCGCUGUACGCUAGCGCCAUUGCCCUCUGCUGGGAAACUGCUAAACACUGUUAUUUUACACCCACUUUGGGCUAGACAGGAAACACUGUGCUGUUUCCGGCUUGGCAUGAAGAAGCUCACAAAUAGUGUUAUGCACUUAACACGCUCUCCUCCCCCAGAAUCCCCUGGGAAAGGAAUGUGUCUGGACAUGGGGGCUGAUUGAGCCAGUGUAGCUUUUCUAAGAAAGAAGAAAGGCAGAGUCUCACAUGUGCGGUAGCUGUACUGUGUUACCAUAAUACAUACGACAUCCUUGCAUGCCCGCACACACUCGAGUGUGACAGUGCAGUCCAGGCAUUCAGGCAGAACAAUGGUCCCAGCGUUACUGGCAGAUGAUCAAAGCUCCAGUCUGUCCCUGUUUUCUGGACUUUCUUUUUUUGUAUCAUUUGACUUCAUUGUUAGCAGACGGGUUUAUCCCCACCCUGUUUGUUAGAGGGUCAGUUAAGAAUGUGGGUCGCAGGUGAAAGCAGUUAGUCCAGGGUUUGGGCCUCAGGUCUGGCCCCUGCUUCACGUUAUUCUGCCUGGCUGAACAAACAGCACCGGGCAGGGAGAGGAAGCGAGGGGAGGCGAGGAUUGAGGGGAGCGCUUGGGGGACUGGUACACUCUUCCCCGCGGCAGGCUGGGUGGCCCAGACGCCGGAGGUACAGAGGGAACGCUUUUUGUUUUGUGCCGUCAGAAUGGGGGCAGCUGUUGUUGUCUGGGGGCCUCUGCCCACCCUCGGGCGAAACUGUACAGGAUCCCCACAUCUCUCAACAACCUCCCUCCCUCCUCCUCUCCCACAAAACAGCCGUCACUCACUCACACAUACCCGUCCAUCCAUCUCCAGUGCCAGAUCAGCUGGGGGUGUGCAGUGUUUUGUAGAUGCCCAGGAGAGCGAGCCGACAUCCAGCCAGAGGAAAAAAGGACUUUUAUUGUGUCAGUUGCCAGGCGAAAGCGCUUUUUAUUGCCACUAAGGAGAUCCCUGUAAGCAAGUGUGUGUGUGUGUGUGUGUGUGUGUGUGUGUGUGUGUAAAUAAUUGUUUAAAAAGAGAAGGGGAUCGGCCUCAGCUAACCGCUGAGCUUUUUUUAUGCAUCUGCUAUAAAUGCAAAUUGAUAAGACAUUCCACUGUGCUCCAUCCUGUUCAAUGCAGAUUUUCUUACACAGCUUCCCUUUACAAUAACAGAUCUUAAAGACUGGGCAGAGUACAGUUGUGGUUUGUUGAUUGUCAUAAAAGCAGGUGCAGGUGCAAGCCAGUAAAAUCAAACUCAUGCCGCAAAUGUACACUCUACUGUUGUUCCAUUUAAACCUUUAUUGAAAUUAUGAAAGAAAAUAUUUAACGUAUUAACUAAAGAUUUAUAUUCACUUUGUAAAUACAGUAGUCAUUAAUAUAUUAACUGUUCUUAUAUGAAAAAUCUUCAAAAGGUUAUAAAUUGGACCCGAACUAAGGCUUCAGAUGUUUUUGCUUUCUUUUUUAAAAAAAGUGAUCUUUGCAGAUAUCAGAACUUGGCUUUUGUCGAGUGGAUGUGGGGGAGUGAAACGCAUGGUUUAUUGAGACAUGAUGCAGGACAAAGGCAAAAUAGGAAAAAAAAAACUUUGUUAUACACUUUUCCCCCUUUUCUGAACUGAUGCAUUUGUUUUUUGUGCAUUUCAUCUUGACGGACUGUUUAAUGUAAUGUAAUGAGCUUUUCCCUCUUUGUUAACCCCCCACCCCCAUUAAAAACAGAACAUUUGUGCAUUUUUGGAAAAUAGAAAACAAACUAAAAAUGAUUUUUUUUGCAUGUUUUGCUGCCCCAUAUGUUUUGUCACCGGACCACUCUAUCUAUCUGUUCAAAAAAAAGAAAAGAAAGAUGUUUCCUUCCACAUAAUGCACAAACUAUUGAGAUGGCUCAUAUGCAUGAACACUGAACAUGUGCAAGUUUUAUAUCAUUAUUGGUUUAGAGGUUGGCUAAAUAUAAAGUUAGAUAAUGAAGAACAUAAAAUGUAGCCUAGUUUAAUUUGGAAAUUAUGUGUGUGUGUGUGUGAGAGAGAGAGAGAGAGAGAGAGAGUGAGUGUGUGUUUUGGCCUCCCAUGUCUGACUGAAGCACAGCAGCUAUAUAAAGGGAAAGAGAAAAACUUGCUCAUGUAGCUCUGAAUGUGUUAUGUUUUCUGAUUCUGAUCAUAUAUCCUUGUCUGGAUGUGUUAUCACUCAAAAGAUAAUCAGUAUUCGUUUUUAUUGACUUAAUUACCUCUUCAGCAGAAUAAAAAAAACAAAAACAAAAAAAAAUCAUUUUAACUCAUCACAUUAGCAGAUAACGAAUCGGUUAUCGCUGUAAUCUUACUUUCUGUGUAAUUUGCAUUUUAUACACAAGGGGGCGUUGUUUAGCUUAUUUUUAUUAAACACCAUAAUGGAAAAAAGGACUAAAUGUAAAUGAAAGGGGAGAAAACUCCCUUGUAACACGGUGUGCUGGGCCUUUUUGCUUUUUGGAGUGUUAUGAGAACUUGGAUAUGCUUUGUACACAGAAUAUUUACAGGUGUGAAGUUUGCCCAACUGACAAAAACAAGAUGAAAGGAGUGGAGCUGUACCGUGUGGACACAUUUGAAUACAGGAUUUAUAUACCCAUUGCCUCCUGACUAUGUGAAGAAAACUAGUAAACAAAUCCAAGGUGACCUUUGAACUGUUUCAGGUGGUAUGCUUUGUAGUUGGGUGCACAACUUUCAGCCAGUAAUUAUUCUAUGCCAGUGUGGGAGAAGUAGGAAGUAGGGCUGCAUUGGUGAUUGAUAACACAGGUCACUGGUUACUAAAAAUAGGUACACCAUGUUUUAAUUUAUACACAUCCUGCUAUAGAUUAAAAAAAUAUUCAUGGCUUAGCUAAAAAGAACCCCUUUUCCUCCUCAGUGCUGUUCUGAAACAUGAAACACAGUGUCUGUGUAUGACCAUUGCAUACUACGUUGCCAAUACUACAGUGUAAUGAGACUUUUGUUCUUGCAUGAAUCGAGACACUGUUCUCCUACCUCAUGUUGUGAUAUAAAAAGAUGUUUUUUAAGCAGAAGACACUGCAUCUCUAACUGUUUAUCAUUGAUAUUUACUAGUAAAUUACAUACCUGUAAAUGCUUUUAGCUAAUACCUCAGUUGUAUCUAGUGUUUCUUUUUCUUUCUGUUUUUGCCCUUCCCUGAUUUCAGAUCUUGUAAAUAUACCCUGUAUAGACAAUGAACUUGGAUCAAAUUCAAGUAAAGUUCUGUAGUGUCAAA
Siniperca chuatsi (mandarin fish) is the source of this 7018-nucleotide messenger RNA. It is a transcript of the gene skila, whose product is annotated as SKI-like proto-oncogene a. The record is from RefSeq and is a predicted model, not a curated record. NCBI's taxonomy places the organism in Eukaryota, Metazoa, Chordata, Actinopteri, Centrarchiformes, Sinipercidae. The coding region runs from base 444 to 2750 and encodes 768 amino acids. Gene Ontology annotation, biological process: negative regulation of BMP signaling pathway. Gene Ontology annotation, cellular component: nucleus. Gene Ontology annotation, molecular function: RNA polymerase II cis-regulatory region sequence-specific DNA binding; DNA-binding transcription factor activity, RNA polymerase II-specific; SMAD binding. The transcript is spliced from 8 exons.